UUAUUUAUGUCAGUUUUCGGUUUGGGUUUUAUUUUUAGAUGCGAAAAGAUUGAAUGGGAUUUGUAUUUAGUAUUAGCUCUACUAAUGUCUGAGUUUCAGAACUGCCCCUUUUCAUGUUUUGCCUGAAAUAUAACAAAUUUAACCUCCAUAGAAGGAAAGAACCUUAUUUUAGGAAUGCCUGAUGUGCUGUCUUUCGAACCUGUCUCCGUACAUUAUAAAUUAAUCACUUAAUAACAGCUGCAAGAAAUAAGGAAAAGCAAGUUAAGGAGGGACUGCUUAAUGUUCAGUUUACUGACGUUGUUAAAAACCGUACCUUUUAUGCUACGUUUGAAACGUAUGACGCAGUGCAAAACAAUUAAGUCUGAACAAGCAAACAUAUCAAUGUACCAGUUAGCUCCGGGGAUUUAGAGCUAAGCUUUUCUGUUCUUUUUAUUUCAUGUAAUGAUUUCAGAAAAAUUGUGGAAAAUGGCUAAAAGGGUCUUAUUUGCAUUAAUCUUUGUUCUUCUUAUUUACACUAAACAGAAAUUUCCACGACCAUUGUUUUGGUUCCUAUACAGUUAUGUGCAAUUUACAGUUUGUACAUAUUCAAAAUAAUAAAAUAGUGAAAUGCAUAUGCAAAAGUUUGGAGACUGUCAGUACUUAGUAACACUUUCAUUGAAAGAAAUUACAGCUUCCAGAUGUUUCCUGUAGCCAGCUAAGAGUUAUUAUAUUGCUUUUGCAUUUUUUCCACUUUUCCUUGCAGAAGUCUUCUAGCUCAGAAAUAUUCUUAGGUCUUCUUGCAUGCACUGCAUGUUUGAGAUCUCCUCACAGAUUUUUAAUAUUCAAGUCUGGGGACCAUGAAAGUUAUUCCAAAACCUUAAUCUGUCAUUCUUUACUGUGGGAUGUCCCAGAAAGAUCCUUGCCAAAAGCAGGCAUGUGAAAUCCAAAGAUGUUUACAAGCCAACAAAUAUAUUGAGAGCAAGUGUGAAGAUGUGAUUGAAGCAAUGAGGCAGUGCUGCAGGUUUCAUGCUGGAGAGAAGUCUGUCUGCUGUUCAGGAUUUGUGAAGGAACAGAAAGAGCAAGAGUCAUGCAAAUGAUUAUAUUUACACAGGGAAUAUCUUGAAAUACUGAUUAAACUGUAAAUGUAUUAUUUCAAUAAAGUAUUAUACAUGAUAUACAUG
Molecule: messenger RNA, 1160 nt
Organism: Lepisosteus oculatus (spotted gar)
Lineage: Eukaryota; Metazoa; Chordata; Actinopteri; Semionotiformes; Lepisosteidae
Gene: cmc4
Product: C-x(9)-C motif containing 4 homolog (S. cerevisiae)
Cellular component (GO): mitochondrial intermembrane space
Source: RefSeq, a predicted model, not a curated record